Drosophila biarmipes is the source of this 914-nucleotide messenger RNA. Its product is annotated as lectizyme. NCBI's taxonomy places the organism in Eukaryota, Metazoa, Arthropoda, Insecta, Diptera, Drosophilidae. The record is from RefSeq and is a predicted model, not a curated record. The transcript has a single exon. The coding region runs from base 16 to 834 and encodes 272 amino acids. Gene Ontology annotation, molecular function: serine-type endopeptidase activity. Gene Ontology annotation, biological process: proteolysis.
AGCAGAGAACUCAAGAUGAGACAAUUCGUGAUCCUAUUCGCACUAGCUCUGGCCGCGGCCUCGGCCAGCCUGAUCCCCCAGCCGGGAUUUCCCGAGGGGCGCAUCAUCAACGGCUACGAGGCGGAGAAGGGAGAGGCGCCCUACAUAGUAUCCUUGCAGACGACGUCCAAGUCGCACUUUUGUGCCGCAUCGCUGAUCAGCAGUAGGUGCCUCUUGACCGCCGGCCACUGUCUUCUGAGCUACACGCAAGGGGUGGCCGUUGCCGGAGCCCACAGUCGCCUCGACCAGACGAGCGUCCAGUCCAGAAAGUUCGACAGCUCCCAGUUCGUGAUCCACGAGGACUACAGCGGCGGGGUGGGACCCAACGACAUCGGUCUGAUCCGGCUGAGCAAGGAGGACGCCUUCGACCUGAACGCCGUGGCCCGGGACGGCAGCAAUCCGGUGGGUGUGGUGAGUCUCCCAUCCAAGACGUUCGAGGGCACUGGCGAUGGAUACCUGUACGGUUGGGGUCGCGACAACUCGGGAUCGCUGCCCACGAAUCUUCAGACUCUGAAGGUCGACAUCAUUGGGUACACGGACUGCCAAGCCGCCAUGCCCGUCACCGCCAAGGUGGCGGAAAGCAAUGUGUGCACCUACACCGCCGGAACAACCGACGGAGCUUGCAAUGGAGACAGCGGCGGCCCAUUGGUCAAGGUGACCGAAAACGGAGCCGAACUGGUUGGCCUCGUAUCCUGGGGAUUUACACCCUGCGCAACCACCUCCUAUCCCUCGGUGUACACAAACACCAUUUCCUUCUUGUCCUGGAUCGAACAGAACCGUGACGACAUUGAGUAGGCACAGCACAAGAACAGUGCACUAGAUUGUAUAACAACUGUAUAACCCACCUAUUAAACGAACAUUCUGUACUCAUACUA